Galleria mellonella (greater wax moth) is the source of this 1565-nucleotide messenger RNA. RefSeq lists its product as uncharacterized. NCBI's taxonomy places the organism in Eukaryota, Metazoa, Arthropoda, Insecta, Lepidoptera, Pyralidae. The record is from RefSeq and is a predicted model, not a curated record. Gene Ontology annotation, biological process: positive regulation of voltage-gated potassium channel activity; sleep; regulation of synaptic transmission, cholinergic. Bases 116 to 592 code for a protein of 158 amino acids. The transcript has 4 exons.
ACAAAUUCAAAACAUUUUCAAAACUCAUUAAACCAGACCAUCAAACUGUUUUUGCCGCAUACAUUAAUAAUCUUUAAGAAUACUUUGUUUUGUGAUUUAUGAGGAACUGAAAAAUAUGAAGAAUAUUGUAGCAUUACUAUUGAUAGCUACAUUUAAUUCGUGUUUAGCAAUAUGGUGUUAUCAGUGUUCAUCAGCCACUCCUGGGUGCACAGAGCCAUUCAAUUGGAGGGGAGUAGGUUACUUAGGAAAUCCAUGUCCAGAUAAUGACGAUUAUUGUAUCAAAUUAAUUGAGAGGAAAGGAGCACAAACAGUAAUCACAAGGGAUUGUUUGAGCAACUUUCGGGCAUUCCGGACAGACAUUCCAGCUGAUACAUAUGAGGGGUGCAGACCUGCAGCAAAAGAUGUCAAUCUGGCAAAUUAUGUUAAUAACUCUAUUAAAGAACUGGACAUAAAGAGAGACUGGUAUGAUGAGACAAUAUGGUGUUUCUGUUUCCUUGACCAUCGAUGUAAUGGUGCGGCAAAUGUUUCCACAUCAAUGGCGUUACUAAUGAUUUCUAGUAUUGUAUUGUUCACAAAUCUAUUGGUAUUUUGAUAUUCUCUUACAUAUCAAAUAAAUUUUAACACAUGACAAUAUGAAUGUUUCACCAAAUAAGUACUUUUAAGAAAUCAAUAUCUCCAGUUGUAUAAAUAUAUUAUAUUUUAUACAUUAAGAAAACUAAGUUUUGUAGUCAACUGUAAAAUACUUUUAAAUAUAUGAUGAAUUAUAAUACAUUGAAAAACCUUUACCCACAUAAUUGCUAUUGCCAUUACAGUACAAAUAUUCAAACACAUCUUUUUUGGUUUUAUGAUUAAAUAUAACUAUGUUUUCAAUCAGUUUUUUAUAGGUAUGAUUCUAAGUUAUUUUACCACAUGAAGUUCAUUCUCUCCCAUUUCAAUGGGAACAUUUAAAUUUUUUUAACCAAUUGUUACCUGAGUUUAAAAGAACCCCAGUGCAUCACUCUUUUAGUUUUAGUAACUACGGCUGUGCAUUUAUAAUGUCAGUCAGUGGUUCUGCAUUUUAAUUUUUUAUGUAAAGAAAAGGGUGUAAAACUUAAUGCAAAAGUUAGUAUAAUUGAAUAAUUUUUCUUAUGAAAGGCAUAUUUAUAGACAAUUUUGAGUUUUAUGGUAUAAAAAAUUAAUAGUGCAUAAAAAGUAGCUAAAAGAAUAUCAUUUUUUUUUAUUUGUUUAACUAAGUACUAUUAUAUAAUAUUUUUUUUGGGGGCCUUAUUUUUAUACUACCAAAAAAUAUUAAGUAAACUUAGUAUGACUUUUAAAAAGUUAUGGCAAGAUCAUUUAGAAAAUAUAUGUUUAGUAUAAAAAAAACCAGAUCUUAUAGCAGAGGUAACUUUUGUAUUAUAUUUAAGUUGCAUAUGAAAAUAAGGUAUAUAUUUAAAUACUUAUUUCUAUAUAUACAUGGUAAUGCUGUUUUAUUAAGCUUAUAUUAUUAUAAUGAUUCCUGUAAUUACUCCGUCCAUUUUCUAUAGUUGAAUAGAUAUGUUUUUAUUAAUAAAGUGAUUAUUGUAUAA